Messenger RNA from Ipomoea nil (Japanese morning glory), 522 nucleotides. Its product is annotated as RNA-directed DNA polymerase homolog. The record is from RefSeq and is a predicted model, not a curated record. The coding region runs from base 1 to 522 and encodes 173 amino acids. The transcript has 2 exons. NCBI's taxonomy places the organism in Eukaryota, Viridiplantae, Streptophyta, Magnoliopsida, Solanales, Convolvulaceae.
AUGGUUGAAAAGAUGUUAACUGCUGAGAUCAUUACCCCCAGUUCCUCAUGCAUUGCCUCCCUUGUUCUUCUAGUUCCUAAGAAGGAUAACAGUUGGAGGUUCUGUAUUGAUUAUAGAGCACUCAACAACAUCACUAUCAAAAACAAAUUUCCCAUACCCUUGGUGGAAGAACUGUUUUCAGAACUGGCUGGGGUUUUGUACUUUUCUAAAUUGGAUUUAAGGUCAGGAUAUCAUCUAGUAAGGAUGAAGGAGGGUGAGGAGUUUAAAACUGCUUUUAGGACUCACCAAGGGCUGUAUGAGUUUAGAGUCAUUCCCUUUGGCCUCAUCAAUGCCCCUGCAACCUUUCAAGCACUUAUGAAUCAAGUUUUCAGGGCAUUACUUAGAAAAUUAGUGCUGGUGUUCUUUGAUGAUAUUUUGGAUGGUCUGCAAACUGACCCUGCCAAGCUUGAGGUUGUGGCUGCUUGGCCUAAACCACAUACCAUUAAGGGCUUGAGGGGGUUCCUUGGCUUAGCUGACUAUUAA